Molecule: messenger RNA, 1291 nt
Organism: Copidosoma floridanum
Lineage: Eukaryota; Metazoa; Arthropoda; Insecta; Hymenoptera; Encyrtidae
Product: Vacuolar protein sorting 16B
Biological process (GO): intracellular protein transport; vacuolar transport
Cellular component (GO): cytoplasm
Source: RefSeq, a predicted model, not a curated record
UGUCAAAAUUAUGGCUUCAUCAAACGAUGAUGAUGAUUUUUGGUACAGUACAGAGAAGAGAUCGUUUUGUUUUGAAAGCAACGAGACUGAUAACUUAUUUGGAGUAUCAAAAAGUGGCACUGCGCAAUUGCGAGCUGGUAUUUCAAGUAUACAAAUUACUGACAGCAGUGUCAAGUACAAUGAACCUCAAGGAAGUGUGAAACCACUAUUAUCAAUUAUAUCUGAUAGCGUUUUAUCAAAAAUUUUAGAAGCAGAUAAGUCUCAAUAUAUUCCUGAUGAAUCUUCAAGUAUGCACCCAGAUGAUACGCUGAAAAGAAUUUUAGUGGGUAAGUCAUAUUCAUUAGAAAAACAUAAAUCACUAGCCAGCAAAACUGCUUUACUCGAUGCCGCUAUAAGAAGUGGAAAUGGAAAUGCUAUUUUAGGGAUUAUUUUAUUCAUUAAAAAAACUUUGAAAAAAAAUCUAGUCCAGAAAUUGUUGGUUGAAAGGCCAGAAGCUUUGUACACGUACAUCCAUUACUUAUCAAUCAGAUUGUGUUCAAGUGAAAUAUGUGAUUUACUUACUGCCCAGGGAAAAACAGUUGAUGCCGCCAUAAGGUGUUUAAAUAUUACUAUAAAAAGUGUCGAUAAUUUGGAUGGUAGCAUAGAUCCUUUGCUUUUGAAAAUUUCAAAACAGUAUAAUAUGUUGUUUACCAAUUUACCAGACUGUAGGGAGACUGUUUUUGUUCAAUCUUAUGUGAAAUUACUAGAGUGGCAAAAACAUGCACAAAAUAAACUCAUUGAACCAUUUAAAGCUAAUCUCCCAGCCUUAGAGUACUUGAGGCUUACUUGUAAGGAUUUCUGGGGUGUUACAGAAACUAAUGCUGUUUCACCAUUAGCAUUAGCUCAAAAUCAAGAUAUUUCACCUCGACAAUUUGAAAAAGUGGCUAUUGUAACUAGAGCAUCGGUUCAUGCUUGGGACGAUAUCGAUAACUUAUUGCAUAAAAAAGGAUGGCUUGGUGGAAAAAAACUACAAACCCAUUUGCCAAUUGAGGAAGUUUUGAGACUCUUACAAGAGCAUAAAGCACCAUCAGGUAUCAUGGAAAAAUUCUUAAACUACGUAGAUAGCAGUAAACGUUUACAAGUGGCAAAGAAUCUCAACUGCUACAAGGCAGUUAUAAAUUUACUAAUGUCUCACGGAGAUCGCACAGCCCUGCUGGAAUAUAAAGCUGAUCUUCGUCCUCACUCAGAGGAGUACUUUUAUGCUGAAAGCAUUCUAUGCAGCAACUCAAUAAAAUGGAGAAAUUAAAAAAAA